Messenger RNA from Copidosoma floridanum, 242 nucleotides. RefSeq names its product LON peptidase N-terminal domain and RING finger protein 3. The record is from RefSeq and is a predicted model, not a curated record. Gene Ontology annotation, molecular function: protein binding; ubiquitin protein ligase activity. NCBI's taxonomy places the organism in Eukaryota, Metazoa, Arthropoda, Insecta, Hymenoptera, Encyrtidae.
CACCCAACAGUCCGCUCCAUCUCAGCAACAGGGCACACGCGUUGCUGCUGCUCAAUCGACCGCAGGCCUCCCUGGCCGAUGCUGAUCACGCAGUUCGACUGCGCCCGGACUGGGGCAAGGGGCACUAUCACAGAGGUCUGGCCCUAUCCGCUCUCAUGAGGAACGAGGAGGCGCUCUUGGCCCUGUGUACGAGCGCGGUGCUCGACAAAAAUCCACACAAAGUCCGACACGAGCUCACAAGG